This is a messenger RNA of Triplophysa rosa, 1999 nucleotides long. It is a transcript of the gene pax9, whose product is annotated as paired box 9. Gene Ontology annotation, molecular function: RNA polymerase II cis-regulatory region sequence-specific DNA binding; DNA-binding transcription factor activity, RNA polymerase II-specific. Gene Ontology annotation, biological process: anatomical structure development; regulation of transcription by RNA polymerase II. Lineage: Eukaryota; Metazoa; Chordata; Actinopteri; Cypriniformes; Nemacheilidae. The record is from RefSeq and is a predicted model, not a curated record.
CAGAAGGCGAAUUUUCCUCUCUUACAGCUAAUCGCUAUCGCAUCCGUCUCGGACUCUUAAUUUUCAACCAGUUCGGCUUCAGUGCCAUAAACCAGCUAAACUGGACUCACAACAGAUCAGAGCGGGGCAACAUUCUGAAGUUUCUUUUUUAAUCGGGAGGCUAAACGCAAUGGAGCCAGCCUUUGGCGAGGUGAACCAGCUAGGAGGUGUUUUUGUGAACGGAAGACCCCUGCCCAAUGCCAUCAGACUCAGGAUAGUAGAGCUGGCCCAGCUGGGCAUCAGGCCUUGCGACAUCAGCAGGCAGCUCCGCGUCUCUCAUGGCUGUGUGAGCAAGAUUCUGGCCCGGUACAACGAGACCGGCUCAAUACUCCCAGGCGCAAUCGGCGGUAGUAAGCCUAGGGUCACGACCCCUACCGUAGUCAAGCACAUUCGGACUUACAAGCAACGGGACCCUGGCAUUUUCGCAUGGGAGAUUCGAGACAGACUGCUUGCCGACGGCGUGUGUGAUAAAUUCAACCUGCCCUCUGUCAGCUCGAUCAGUAGGAUUCUGCGCAACAAGAUCGGAAAUCUGUCUCAACAGAGCCAUUACGAGUCGAGUAAACAGGGCCCUCAUACCCAGCCUCAGCCCACCCUACCAUACAACCACCUGUACUCGUAUCCUACUCCGAUCGCAGCCACUGGGACUAAAGUACCAACUCCGCCUGGCAUGCCCACUCUUCCUGGACACAUGGCAAUGCAUAGGAUAUGGCCUUCGUCUCAUUCUGUUACAGAUAUUCUGGGCAUUCGAUCAAUAACGGAGCAGCAAAUUAGUGACAGUCUGUCCUUCCCCAGUGCCAAACUAGGAGCUAGGAGUCAUUUUUCAUCAGCGAGUUCUCCACUAGUCAAUGGCGUGGAUAAGCCUCACUUAGAACCUGACGCUCUUUAUUUUCAGACGCCGAAUGGAUUGCCCACAGUGAACAGUUGUGUCACAGCUCCCAGCAUCCCUCCUUACCACCAUCCCACCCAAGUGUCACCCUACAUGGGGUACAGCGGCACCACGUCGGCCUAUGUGACCGGCCCCACAUGGCAGCCGCCCAGUGGCAGUGCUCUCUCUCCCCACAGCUGUGACAUCACCGCCCCACUGGCCUUCAAGAGCAUGGCUGCCACGCGAGACUCAGUCCAUCCCGUCACUGCCUCCGCUCUGUGACUUUAGAAGGAGUGUGGGGGGGUCAAAGAGACAAACCGAAAGAACGGAGCAGAGAGAUCGGGUAACACACAAUAACCCUGAUUUUGUCACACUGUCUCUUUCUGGAUGGACUAAUGUUAUGCCUUUUUCUAUAUUUAUGAAAGACUUGUCAGAUGAGCCAUGUACAAUUAUGAAUGCCCACGUUCUCCCACAACAAAAAAGAGCAAGAGUCAUAUGCAUAUGCAAAGACCUUCUUGUCUGAUCUGAACCCAGAAGAGGAAUUUUUACUAGUAAAAAACAUCUUCAGGUGCUUGAUGGUGUGCAGUGAACUUGGACUGAAAGUGGUGGGCAUUCCUCAUGAACUCGCUUCAUCACUAGUCUGAGAUAAAAUUUCGGUGCUUCUCUCUGUGAAUAUAUUUUGUUCUUGUAUGUUUUCAAGAAAAUGAUUGAAUAAGCAAUCUCAUGUUAAACGGCGACCAGUUUGCAUUUAAAUGUUUUUCAGGGUGUUAUAAAUUGCUAAUGUCUAGAUGUUCUUUGUUUCUUUUUUAUGUUUUUGAUAAAAAUCACCUUUUUGUCUUUUUGGAUACCAGUUUCACUUCACUAAUAAUGUAUGCCAGAGCUCUUGGGAAAAGUUAUUAUGUUUAUUUAUUAGACUGUAAGGUACGUUAAAUGAAGUGCAAUUGACACAGCCACGGGGAGAAGAGGCACCAUAUGGGACAUUGACGCACAUUCUGACAGCGGGAGCAAACAUUAAUAAUUGGUGAAACUGCACACCUCCAGACAUUGCACAUUGAAAUUGAAUGUAUCUUAUUAAAAGAGACGUGUAAAACCCCU